AUGUCAGACAUGAAAGCAACCGUGUCAGAGACCAAGUCGGCCUCCGGCCACGACGGCUUCCACGUCACGGGAUACGAGAAGAUCGAGUACGACUUCACCUUCAUCGACGGCAUCUUUGACGUCAAGAACAGUAACCUGGCCGACUGCUACAAGAAAUGGGGUCGCUGCUUGGCCGUUACCGACCAGAACAUCUACAAUGUGUACGGCCCGGAGAUGGAGAAGUAUUUCGAGCACUAUGGCCUUGAGCUGCGUAUCCACAAGACCAAGAUUGGCGAGAAGAUCAAGACGAUGCCCACUCUGUUGAGUAUCGUCGAUUCCAUGAAUGACUUCGGUAUCUACCGCAAAGAGCCUGUCUUGGUCGUGGGAGGGGGCCUCGUUACUGAUGUUGCUGGAUUUGCCUGCGCUGCCUACAAGCGAAAUACCAACUUCAUCCGCAUUCCCACCACGGUCAUCGGCCUCAUCGACGCCUCGGUAUCGAUCAAGGUCGCAGUCAACUACGGCAGUCACAAGAAUAAGCUCGGGGCAUACCAUGCUCCCAUGCACACAUUCCUCGACUUUACCUUCCUCCGGACGCUUUCCACCGCCCAGAUACGCAACGGCUUCGCAGAGCUGAUCAAGAUCUCGACCUGCUCGCACCUGGAAAUCUUCAACCUGCUGGACAAAUACUGCGAAGACCUGAUCGAGAAGUCCUUUGGGCGCGCCGAUGGCUCGCCUCAGGAAUUGAUCGACGCGGCAGACAAGAUCAACCGCGAGGGGAUCUUCGAGAUGCUGAGGUUGGAGACGCCCAACCUCCACGAGAUAGGUCUCGACCGAGUCAUUGCGUAUGGCCACACCUGGUCGCCCAUCCACGAGCUUGCCCCCGAGACACCGCUCCGCCACGGUCACGCCAUCUCCAUCGACAUGGCUUACUCCGCCACGCUUGCCAACAACCGCAAGCUCAUCUCCGACGAUGAGCACCGCCGCCUGCUGCAGCUCUUCUCCCGGGCCGGUCUCUCCAUGGACCACCACCAGUUCGACGAGGCCAUGCUCGUCAAGGCCACGGCCGCCAUCCUCAAGACACGCGACGGCCUCCUGCGUGCCGCCGUCCCCAACCCCAUCGGCCGCUGUACCUUCCUCAACGACGUCUCGGCUGACGAGAUGAACGCCGCGCUGCGCCGACACAAGCAGCUCAUGAAAGAAUACCCCCGCAAUGGCGAGGGCAUCGAGGCCUACGUCGAUGCGUCCGACACGGGCUACACGGAGAAUCCCCAGGCCGAGGCGCAGCGCAUGAUCGAGGCGGCUGCGAAGAAGGCUGCUGGUGGCAGCUUGAACGGGAGCGGUGCGAGUAAUGGCGUGAACGGAUCCGCGAACGGUACGACGAAUGGUGCCAACGGCGUCACGAAUAACGGCUCGCACAGUCUCAACGGCCAUGCAGCUGCAGUCCACGCCCCGGCCAUGCCAAGCGGUCUGACAAACGGCGCAUCUGCCAAGCUGAAUGGGCUCAAGGCGUGA
Molecule: messenger RNA, 1491 nt
Organism: Drepanopeziza brunnea f. sp. 'multigermtubi' MB_m1
Lineage: Eukaryota; Fungi; Ascomycota; Leotiomycetes; Helotiales; Drepanopezizaceae
Biological process (GO): antibiotic biosynthetic process
Molecular function (GO): 3-dehydroquinate synthase activity
Source: RefSeq, a predicted model, not a curated record